Molecule: messenger RNA, 709 nt
Organism: Eruca vesicaria subsp. sativa (arugula)
Lineage: Eukaryota; Viridiplantae; Streptophyta; Magnoliopsida; Brassicales; Brassicaceae
Source: the annotation of a GenBank genome assembly
CUGUGUUACAAAAAAACAAAAAAAAAAAAAGAGAGAGAAAGGUUGUUCCUCUUUUUUUUCUUCAUCUCCAGAUGUCACAUUUGGUUUGCGGUAAAGAAGAAAAGAAAAAGUUUUUGAUUCAUUCUCCUGAAUCCUGAUGAUGGCUUUUUUGAAUUCUGUGUUGAGACAUUGUAGCCUCCUCUACAUUUUGUUUCUCUCCCUAUCUUUGUGUUUCCUCCUCGUCAAAUCACAAGAAACGUCUCUCUUCACAGAAUCUCCUCCUCCACCUCCACCUCCACCUCCACCUCCACCACCACCACCUCCGCCACCACCUCCUCCAAUACCACCACCUCCUCCUCCUCCAAUACUGUCACCACUGCCUUCAGCACCUCCUCCACUUGACAAUGAGACAGAUAUUUUACCACCUCCUCCAGUAGCAGAGAUAAUUGCGCCUCUGUCUUCACCUGCUCCUCAACCGCAGCCGAGUUCAGAACCACUCCCACCACCUGCUCCUCAACCGCAGCCACAGGGGCCGAGUUCAGAACCCCUUCCACGGCCUCCUGAGCCACAGCAGUUUAAAUCACCGGAGGAACCGAAAAGAGGUGGAUUAAACAAAGGGGAGAUGGUAGGACUAGUCUUUGCAGGGUUAGUAGCAAUGUUGCAGGUCUUGGUUGUUGCCUUCUUGGUUCUCAAAAGAAGGCAACUUCUUAGGCUUAAAGAAACUCAAUAA